Messenger RNA from Erigeron canadensis, 2230 nucleotides. Its product is annotated as mannosyltransferase APTG1. Gene Ontology annotation, cellular component: endoplasmic reticulum membrane. The record is from RefSeq and is a predicted model, not a curated record. Gene Ontology annotation, biological process: GPI anchor biosynthetic process. Gene Ontology annotation, molecular function: alpha-1,2-mannosyltransferase activity. The transcript has 10 exons. Lineage: Eukaryota; Viridiplantae; Streptophyta; Magnoliopsida; Asterales; Asteraceae. Bases 211 to 1833 code for a protein of 540 amino acids.
UCCCCAAAAAAAACAUAUAUUUUGGAUUCAUGAAGCGUUUGUUACAAAAUCAUUUCUUGUUCUCCACCAUAUUACAUCAAAUCAGGAAAUAAUAUCUAAUAAUGGACUUGGAACAAGAUUCACUUCACUAUCUUUUCAUUUGUUGACUUAUUUUUGGUUAAAGAAUCACUCACUCUUUACUCUUUAGCUAAAUAAAAUUCUUUCACUGUAAUGAGAAAGCGAACACAUUCUGCUGAAUCAACACAUGGAGGAGAUGGAGAUUCGAAUCCCAAAUCUUGGCAAGAAGAUAGAAAGGAAGAGGAUGAUCGUUUUCUAUCAUCCAAGAAAAUUUUGUUAAUUUGUUUAGUUUUCAGAAUGAUAAAUUCCUUAUUCGUACAAACGUAUUUCAACCCGGAUGAGCACUGGCAAGCGCUUGAAGUUGCACAUCGAGUUACUUUUGGAUAUGGACAUUUAACUUGGGAAUGGAAGAAGGGUAUACGAAGCUAUCUGCAUCCAAUGUUAUUUGCCGUCCUAUAUAAAGUUCUUUCCUUUCUUCAUCUUGAUACUCCGCUUUUCAUGAUUAAGGCUCCACGACUAUGGCAAUCUAUGCUGUCUGCCUUUGGUGAUCUCUACUUGUUCAAACUCUCUCAUGCUGCAUAUGGUUACCGUGUUGCACAAUGGGCACUCUUUUCGCAGUUAACAAACUGGUUUGUAUUUUACUGUAUUACUCGCACGUUAUCCAAUAGUUUAGAGACUGUUCUUACAGUUAUUAGUCUCUACUACUGGCCUUGUUUGCGGGUCAACUCUAGCAAUGCUCUCACAGCUUCUAGACCAUGGGCCUUGGUUGCAGCUGCUCUAGCCUGUGCCAUUCGACCCACAAGUGCUAUAAUAUGGGUUUAUAUCGGCUUCAUGGAGCUUUUUGUGUCUCGAGAUAGGUUGAAAUUUGUUUUCCUUGAAGUCUUGCCUAUUGGGCUCGUGGUGCUUGGACUGACAUUCUUACUGGACCAUUGGAUGUAUGGGUCUUGGGUUUUUGUACCUCUGAACUUUCUAAAGUUUAACUUUCUUUCUUCGGGAGGUGACUAUUAUGGAACUCAUCCAUGGCAUUGGUACUUCAGUCAGGGAUUUACUGUCAUGAUCUUCAGUUUUUUGCCUUUUAUGGUGGUUGGCAUCAUCCAAUCUAAAAACUGGAAGCUUUCAGGACUCAUUUUGUGGGUUUUAGCACUUUAUAGUGUUUUAGGGCACAAAGAAUUCAGGUUUGUUCUCCCAGUGCUUCCAAUAGCUUUAGCUUUCUCUGGUUAUUCGUUAGCCAUUUUAAGCCGGCCAAACUCAUCUGGGAAAAUGAAUAAGAAAAUUACGAAAACUCAAUCUAAAUGCUCUUGGCAGAUAAAAGCAGCGGUCUUUUUCUUGCUUGCAACAAAUGUUCCCAUGGCCAUUUACAUGAGCAUGGUUCACCAGAGAGGAGCAGAGGACGUCAUUAAUUAUCUAGCUAAAGAGGCUCAUUAUGGGAAUGUGAAAAACAUUCUAUUCUUAACACCAUGUCAUGCUACUCCGUACUAUUCGACUUUGCAUCAAAGGAUUCCUAUGCGUUUCUUGGAUUGUUCACCAAGCGAAGCGAAGGGAUCCCUUGAUGAAUCUGACCAGUUCUUAACGGACCCAUUUGGAUUCACAUCCGAAUUUGCAAAAAACUGGUCUCAACCAAGUCAUAUCAUACUAUUCAACAAUGAAGAAGAACAUCUUAAAGAUUUCCUUUUCUCAAGUUCUUAUGCAGAGAGAAAAAGGUUCUUUCAUUCUCAUUUCAAGGUGGACCGAGAUCUUCAAGCAUCAGUUGUCGUAUAUGAGCUUUUAGAGGAAUGACUCUUCAACUCAAGCAGCUGGUUAUUUAUUUACUGGAAUUAACUUUUAGUUAAGUUACAAUUUUGUCACAGUUGAUAUAGGCUACUAACAACGAUGAUGAAUACAUAAUUAGUUUUAUAAUGUCUAAUUUCCUGAAAAACUACAAUGUAUGCGGUGAGAAGUACCCGAAGCUGAUUGCAAGAUUUUAUAGCAUUGAUCAGGGAGAUAAAGAUGAUGCUCUAGGAAAGUAUUUUGCGUAAUCUUGCUUUUAAGAAAGUCUCUUUAUGUGCUGUUGAUCAGUUCUAUAAGGUUAGGUCCCUAUGCAAACAUACUUAACGAUUAAGAGAUGGUACGGAUUUCAUCUUGAGCUUCAAAUGUGUAUGCACAAUGUUUCAACAAAUGCAUUUUACUAUCUGUC